Molecule: messenger RNA, 3542 nt
Organism: Lethenteron reissneri (Far Eastern brook lamprey)
Lineage: Eukaryota; Metazoa; Chordata; Hyperoartia; Petromyzontiformes; Petromyzontidae
Source: RefSeq, a predicted model, not a curated record
GAUUUAGAGUUGCGAUUAAAUUAAUUAAUGGAUUUUUUUUCCAAUUAUUAUUACAUCGCUGUGAAUGAGCAGCGCCUCCAGUGGCUGCAGCGGGCGACGUAAACAUCACCGAACUGACAAACGUCAGCUCCUUACAUGUGCAAUUUGAAGUUAUAGCGAAUCGAUUUUAACCAAAGUUGCCUUUAAUUUCGGCACAGCUCUGCAGCUGCUCACAACGCUGCUGGCGGAAGUGCCUCCGCUAGCGGGAGCUCUAGAGAGAGCCCCUCUAGCGGUGUAUUGGGUCUACUCUUCCACACUGGCCAUGUCACGCUCUUGACUUUAGGAUCUCUGACGCACGAGCAACACCGCCUCCACAAAUCAAGCCCGGACACAUUUCUCCGUCGGCCUAGAUCUCUCGUCGGUGCUGUGCAGUGGACUGCAAUAGAUUUCUCCACAAUAUCGCCACAUCUCGGUUACACAUCAAUUCCUGCCACAUGAACACAGAUGUAGAGUGCCAGACAAGUGGCAACGCCGGUGCAGCGUUUAGAGCGAGUCGGCGAGUGAGUGAGUGAGUGAAGUGGGUGAGUGAUCGAGUGAGUGAGUUAAUAAGUGACUUGGCAGAUAAAUAAGAAUGAAUGAGUAAAUCGCUGAGUGGAGGAGCGCGAGGUCUUCCAUCAACACUGUGCAGUCUCCUGCAAUAGAGAUCAACACGGCAAGAUGAGAUUUGUGCCAGAUCUCGGCACACAUAAACUCUCGCUGCCCGACGCAAAGAUGCCGAUUCCCGGACUGACCGGGUCAAACCCAGACAGGUGGCACCCCUUAGCAUCCACCUCCACCACAUUCCAGUGGCAACAUUGACAAAGAUCUCCCGUAUAGCCUCGAUAGUGCAACACACACACUGGUUGAUUUUAUUAUAAAAAAGAAGCUUAUUUUGAAAUCGCUACGUAAUUUAGUUUGGAUUAGUAAAAAGAAAUAUAUAAUUUUUUGUUACCGUGUAAUGUAUUCUAAUUGAGUCUGAUUAAGUUUAUGUGCCUGUCAACCCCGCUCGUCGCAUCUCUGCUCGGGGUGAUUCAAUCUGCGGAGACGCUUGCGGCCGGGAGCGGAGCACCAACAAUUACAGCACGGCUCCUGCUCGGGACACACAUCUCAAUUUCCAGCUCAACACUUAAAAGACCGUAAUGAAUUUGUAGCCAGCCAGCGUAGAGCACGCCAUCAUUAUAUAUAUAAAACAUUGCGCCAUAACGGAAUCGUGCCUGUCCCUCGAAUGAUAAAUCCGCGGCCGCCGAAAAGUGGCAGCCGCAACAAAUGCGAUGCAGGGCACCGAUUUCAGCCGAGUCUCUCUUCUCAUCCUUCUCCCUCCCUCCUUCUUGUCCCCUGGCCUUCUACGCUGUUGGGGGCCACGAACGAUAUCCCCGUGCGGCACUCUCUCCGAUUCUCUUGGCCGGUUGCUGUCCACUUCAGCCGAGACGGCUUCCAUCCCGUGCCAGUGUUCGGGUCUUGACGCCCAGUCACACCGAGGUCUUCCUCUCCCGCAUUCGCUGCUUGACGCCCAGUCACAUCGAGGUCUUCCACUCCCGCAUUCGCUGCUUGACACCCAGUCACAUCGAGGUCUUCCACUCCCGCAUUCGGGGCUUGACGCCCAGUCACAGCGAGGUCUUCCUCUCCCGCAUUCGCUGCUUGACGCCCAGUCACAUCGAGGUCUUCCACUCCCGCAUUCGGGGCUUGACGCCCAGUCACAUCGAGGUCUUCCUCUCCCGCAUUCGCUGCUUGACGCCCAGUCACAUCGAGGUCUUCCUCUCCCGCAUUCGCUGCUUGACGCCCAGUCACAUCGAGGUCUUCCUCUCCCGCAUUCGCUGCUUGACGCCCAGUCACAUCGAGGUCUUCCUCUCCCGCAUUCGCUGCUUGACGCCCAGUCACAGCGAGGUCUUCCUCUCCCGCAUUCGCUGCUUGACGCCCAGUCACAUCGAGGUCUUCCACUCCCGCAUUCGCUGCUUGACUCCCAGUCACAUCGAGGCCUUCCUCUCCCACAUUUGGGGCUUGACGCCCAGUCACAUCGAGGUCUUCCUCUCCCAGAUUCGCUGCUUGACUCCCAGUCACACCGAGGCCUUCCUCUCCCAGAUUCGCUGCUUGACUCCCAGUCUCAUCGAGGCCUUCCUCUCCCGCAUUCGCUGCUUGACGCCCAGUCUCAUUGAGGUUUUUCUCUCCAGCAUUCGCUGCUUGACGCCCAGUCUCAUCGAGGCCUUCCUCUCCCGCAUUCGCUGCUUGACGCCCAGUCUCAUUGAGGUUUUUCUCUCCAGCAUUCGCGGCUUGACGCCCAGGAACAUCGAGGUCUUCCUCUCCCGCUAACACCAUCUCGAGUUCCCCGCGUCACUGCCGCCCUUUGCAGACAACUACCCCUUCACCCUGGUCCACGUGUGUCCGAAAACAUUGCAGCUUCCUGGACUUAAGCCGAACUCUGUAGUCUCGCGACUCUUCUCCAGCACCCGAUUAGUGCAGUGAAGGACCACGCAGGUUGCCGCUGCCCACUCGUUAGGUUUUUGGGUUUCUAUGAGACUAGAGCUGCUCUCUGGGAAAGCCUCUAAACCUAUGCACGAGUCGCUGUCUCAAACCACGGACCGUGUAGUGAUGCCCAUUGCCGGCUCCCAAAAGUCUCAGGCAGCAUCUUAGAUAUUCACCACGGGGCCACUCCUGAGCCAUCCACUGGCUCACUCACCUACCUCCACGUGAACUUAUACAUUUUGUACGCUGAAGCGGCAUGGUCAAAGACACGUGUCGAUGAGCGUCAUUCACGUGGGCCGUUGCAGUCGCAGGGGUGAGGGGUGGGGGGGAGCUGCGUGAAACUAACUUGUGGGCCGCGUGCGGCUCGCGCAACGGCGUUGGCGGCGGACGGGUUCCGCACCCUCGCUCUCGAGCGAGCGCACCUGCGACGUACCAGCAUGGCCCGUCAUCACGAGGCAUUCCGCUGCGAAAAUCACCGUUGACGAGCAGCACCUACGAAGGCCGGCACGGCACAUGACGGGGUGGUGUGGCCAGCACCACGCACGGCUGCCUUUGCCUCCCCAGCGCUGAUGGUGACACGCUGCACCAGGAAGGGUACGAGGACUUGGACAGGACGCGGGAUGAUGACGGCGCUCGAGACUGGCGAUGGAGAUGCAGGGAAUCACACUCUAGGGCGUCCGCCACGGAGACGGAGCGGUGACAACAGCCGGUGUUCGGCUGCUCGAAGGAUUGUUGCAUCGCAUGCGUGGAAGGUUAGGUGACGAGGUGAAGGACCCAAGAGGACCGGUUGAAAUGUCACUCGCCACUGAUUGCCUUUUCGAGGCGACAGGAGGGACCUUUGUGGACCUGGAGUUGUCUCUUACCCGCCGGAGAGGAGCCAACUCUGGAAAACAGACGGAGAGAGUUGAUCGCUGCGGCAAGGAGGGCUUGAUGUCUGAGUCGGCAUCAGCCGAGGGCAAGGAGACUGGAACAGGUUUCACGUGACCCGGUAGCCACACGCAAUGGCGGCGAGAGCUAUACUGGAUGUGGCGUGCCGGGUGAUUCCCAGGACUGGACUGUUGGGG